CGCCUAUUACAGUAAUGUGUUGGACAUGUAUGGUGCUGUGGUGGAUCAACACCUAACCACAGCUAUUCAGACUUUGUUCCCAGCUGGAAUACAAACAAUCGAACUAAACUUGUAUCAUCAAAGGAACUACAAUUAUAUCUAAUCUUUUACAAUUCUGUUUACCUCUGGUUCCCUUGACGUCACUUGCGACCUUUCUGUCCUGUAAUCUCACAAUAACCUCCAGAAUUCCAUAAUCAAGCUCCGCCGCACGACUUGCAAGAGCUCACAAGAACGAAGUCUCGCAGAACGAUCAGUUAAACAUCACAUUCACGACGACGCCCGUCAUUGAUACAUACGCUCAUUCAAUCUUAAACCCUCAACUCCAAUCUACCACCCUCCACCCCUAGGUCCUAGGAAGACAACCAUCACUCAAACGACCUACUCCACAAUGUCCAAAAUCCUCGACACACACAUCCACCUCUGGCCCUCGACCGCCACAACCUCCAAGAACCACGGCUGGAUGCAACCAGGCCACUUCCUCUCCAAACGCCACGGCAUAUCAGACUACCUCUCCACCACACACUCCACCUCUCCCCCCGAACUCCAACCCUCUGGUUUCAUAUACGUAGAAACAGACCGCUACCUCCCGAGCUCCGCCCCAGACGUGCCCACCGAAGCCCCGGAGUCCGAGCUGAGAAACGCGCUGGUCGCUUGGGCGAAGGAACCCCUGGCUGAGCUCGAGUUCCUGAGACGGAUAGUCGAGGGUUCUCCAGACGAGGGCGAUGGCUUCGAAGCCGCGGAUGCGGAACGCAUGAAGGGUUGCGUCAUUUGGGCGCCUUUCCACCUCGAAUCGCGGCUGUUCGAUUUGUAUAUCCGGGUUGCGGAGGAGGUAGCGGGCCCGAGGUUGUGGGCGAAGGUUGUGGGGUUCCGAUACCUGCUGCAGGGCAUCAACGACGAGGGGGAGAUGAGGGCGUUGGUGGGGAGUCAGCGGUGGGUUACGAAUUUGCUCUCGCUACGGCGAGGGAGAGGAGGAAGGGGGUGGGCGUUUGACGUUGGGGUUGAUACGCAUGGAGGGGGAAUAUGGCAACUUGAUGUGGCAGCGGGUAUGAUUGAUAAAAUUCGAGGGAUCGAGGCAAAUGAUGGGGCGGGGAAUGUUGCUUUUGUUUUGAAUCAUCUCUGCAAACCAGAUCUAUCCUCCACCCCCAGCUCCGCAUGGCCAGACUUCCGACUGUGGAAAUCCCUACUCACCCACUCCGCUACACAGCCCGCGGUGUACAUGAAAUUCUCAGGGGCUUUCAACGAGUUCGCGCCGUCACCUACACCGUCGUCUGUCUCCGCUCUAAAAGAAAGUCUCGGGCCGUUCAUAGCACAUAUCGUCGAUCAGUUCGGCACCGGAAAGGUCAUGUUCGGAUCCGAUUGGCCAGUGUGCAAUGUAGGAGGGCCGAACGGGGAAGAGAAUUGGGGGUUGUGGAGGGAGCUUGUGGCUGCGUUCGUGGAGGAGGCAGGCGAUGAUAUUUGGUGGCGGGCGGGUUGUGAGGCGUACGGUAUUAUGAUAUGAUUUCCAGUAUCAAUUCGAAAAAAACAAUUCGAGUCGUGUACGAAGACAUGUUGAAGCAUAAGAAGCAUUCCAUGACUUUAAGCGCAAGAUUUGCUUCCAGGCCGAAAUAUUAUGAACAUAUUU
Messenger RNA from Aaosphaeria arxii CBS 175.79, 1660 nucleotides. RefSeq lists its product as uncharacterized. Gene Ontology annotation, molecular function: hydrolase activity. The record is from RefSeq and is a predicted model, not a curated record. NCBI's taxonomy places the organism in Eukaryota, Fungi, Ascomycota, Dothideomycetes, Pleosporales. Bases 428 to 1537 code for a protein of 369 amino acids. The transcript is spliced from 2 exons.